CUCAUGUCAUCUUGAGCCCUAAACAUACAGCAACAUGUGCAGCAGCUCCAGACCUGCAGGACAUGAGGAAGAGCAGCCGUCAAUGAAUGAAGACAGACGCUCGCAUAAGCACACCACACUGUUUUCUGAGAGGACAUGAAUAAUCUCUGGACUGUGUUCAUAUUUACUGUAGCCCUCAGGGUGGGUGUUGGCCAGUUCCUCCAGACGGCCGAGCUGCAGGUGUUUCUGGGAGAGUCUGUGGUUCUGCCCUGCAAUGGUUCUGGUUUCCCAGCGGACGAGCUGCAGGUUUACUGGGAGGCCCUUGGGAAAGACGUCCUCUCUCUGAAUGGAGAGAAACUGAGCAUCGGCAGAGGUUUUGAAGACCGGGUGAACUUCAUCACAGAUCCGGCAGUGACUCAAGAUUUCUCCAUCAUCCUGACAGACGUGAUGCUGAACGAUGGAGAGAUUUACGAGUGUCUGUGGAAGGGAACGAUACCCAUCUGCUCUGUCUUACUGUAUGUGAUGACUCUAGAGACUCCCAUAGAUCACGUGGAGUCGAAUGAAGGUGAUGAUGUCACGCUCAACUGCUUCGGUAAUAUUCCCAAAAACAAACCCUAUGAGGACAUCACCAUCCAGUGGGUUAAAGACGAGCGAGUGAUCCUGCGCUUGAGCUCUGGACAGAUGGAGAUUCUGGACAAGUACAGCAGCAUCAUCACAUUGCCAGACCAGCAGGACAUCAGCCGCGGGAUCUUCUCUCUGGGCAUCUCGUCGGUCAGAGCGUUUGAUCAGGGGGAUUAUCAGUGCCGAUACAAGAUCUCGGAUUAUGGAGACCUACAGAGCGGAUUCCCGGAGAGACACGCACUCACUGUCUGGGCUGUGUUUUCAGGUCUCCCGGCCAUCACAGAUUUUCCUUCCAGUUUGUCAGACACAGAGACUGACAGCACAGCAGCAGCCUCUACAUAUGCUACAGAUACAUAUGAAACAGAUACAUAUGCCACAGAUACAUUUGUCAAUGAUGCAAAUACCACAGAUACAAACGCCACAGAUUCAUAUGCCACAUAUACAUAUGUCAAUGAUACAUAUACCACAGAUACAAACACCACAGCUUCAUAUACCACAUAUACAAAUGGAACAGAUUCAUAUGUCAAUGAUACAAAUACCACAGAUAUAAAUGCAACAGAUUCAUAUACCACAUAUACAAACGCCACAGACACAUAUGCUACAGAUACAUAUGCCACAAGCACUCAGACUGAACCCAACAACACGCUGCCAGCUCACACAGCAUACGAAGCCAACACACACACUCACAACGGCAGCACAGAGAGAAACACUGAGAAAAGCACCAGCGCAACUGACACUGACCCGCACACAAUCUCACACAGUCACGGGAUGACCGAUACGUUAUUACCAGGCACAGUUUCCGGUCAGCGGGAUCAUCAGUUCUCAGAUCAGCAGAUUCCCUGGAUCCGCAUCGGUCUGAUUUCUGGAGUUCUGCUGGUGACGGCGCUGCUUUUAGCUUUCCUGUUGUUGUCGGGGAGAAUCUGAUUCAACAGGACGAACAUUAAGAUGCAGGGAAUCAACUUUCAGACAUUUCCAUGCAAACCGCUCAUUUCAGGAACUGUGAAUGUUUUAAAAUAUAUUGUUUUGUGUGUGGAGCAAUACUGUAAAAAGGCCCUGUGAAAUUAGGAUAACUUUUUUUUAGAUGUUAGUUUUACUGUUAGUUUUAAGGAUAGCCAUUAGCUCGUGUUCUCCAGAAAAGUGAUAAAAUUUCCAUUUAGAAGAUAUAAACCUGAUGUAAACAUGUGAAGCUUGUAUUUUGUAGUUUCCGCCUAAAAGGAUCAACAGUUUUAUUCAGGUGGCCUCAUACUUUAGCUUCGCAUUAAAUCUUCUGACCAAUCAAAUGCUCUCUAGUGUCUGACAUGCCCCGCCUACUUCUUCUCAUUGGCUUUUCAUUUGAUGCGCUUAAACUCGGCCCCUCACUGGCAGAGCUGUGAGAAAAACAAAACCCUAUUGGCUGUUUUUUUAAAGGGGAGGGGCUACUAUAUGCCCAACCCUCUUUUCAUGUUUCAAUUUAGAUUACGUCAAACAUCCAAUAAAAACCAAAUUAACAUUUUAAGCACUUCACAGAACCUUUAAUACUUUAAUAAAAUCUCCAAUAUAUCACAUCAUUUUUUUGUUCUUUAGCUUUGAUUUAUUAACUAAUCACACAUUUUUCUUAAUAUGAAUAUUUGGAAAGUUUGUGAAAUUGAAAUGUGUUUAAAUAUGUUGAAUUCUCUGGUGAUAUUUCUGACCAUUGGAGUUUUGCCGAAUGGUGCUGUUCAUUUAUGUGGCUGUAAAUGCUGCUUUAUUUGUCUUUAAAUGGGUAUUUAUUGUUUGUGAAAUAUAUAUAUAUAUAUAUAUAUAUACACACAGCUGAAACCAGAAG
This is a messenger RNA of Danio rerio (zebrafish), 2404 nucleotides long. The record is from RefSeq and is a predicted model, not a curated record. NCBI's taxonomy places the organism in Eukaryota, Metazoa, Chordata, Actinopteri, Cypriniformes, Danionidae.